CCUCCGCAGACGGAAGCCGGGCAGGGACGAGGGAGCCGGGAAAGCUGGAGCGGCAGGAUGGGGGACUCCAAAGUGAAGGUGGCGGUGCGCGUCCGCCCCAUGAACCGGCGAGAGCUUGAUCUGCAUACAAAAUGUGUGGUGGAUGUGGAUGCAAACAAGGUUAUUCUUCAUCCUGUAAACACCAACCUUUCAAAAGGAGAUGCCAGUAGGAGCCACCCAAAGGUGUUUGCUUAUGAUCACUGCUUUUGGUCUAUGGAUGAAUCUGUCAAAGAAAAAUAUGCAGGUCAAGAUGUUGUUUUCAAGUGCCUUGGGGAGAAUAUUCUUCAGAAUGCCUUUGAAGGCUACAAUGCUUGCAUCUUUGCCUACGGGCAGACGGGAUCUGGAAAAUCAUACACAAUGAUGGGGACUGCUGACCAGCCUGGAUUAAUCCCUAAACUUUGCAGUGGACUCUUUGAAAGAGCACAGAAAGAGGAAAAUGAAGAGCAGAGUUUCAAAGUGGAAGUAUCCUACAUGGAGAUAUACAAUGAGAAAGUCAGAGAUCUCCUUGACCCAAAAGGAAGCCGUCAGUCAUUAAAGGUUAGAGAACACAGUGUUUAUGGCCCUUACGUAGAUGGCCUAUCCAAACUAGCUGUUGCUAGCUACAAGGACAUCGAGUCCUUGAUGUCUGAGGGCAACAAAUCCCGAACAGUGGCUGCAACCAACAUGAACGAGGAGAGCAGUCGGUCCCACGCAGUGUUCAAGAUUACCCUCACCCACACGCUCUAUGACGUACAAUCAGGGACAUCAGGUGAGAAGGUGGGCAAGCUGAGCCUGGUGGACUUAGCAGGGAGUGAAAGGGCAACUAAGACUGGUGCUGCAGGGGACAGGCUGAAAGAAGGAAGCAACAUUAACAAAUCCCUCACAACUCUUGGGUUGGUUAUUUCUGCCCUGGCAGAUCAGGCUGCUGGCAAGAACAAGAACAAAUUUGUUCCAUAUCGUGAUUCUGUGCUCACUUGGUUACUUAAAGAUAGCCUUGGUGGGAACAGCAAGACUGCCAUGGUGGCAACGGUGAGCCCAGCAGCGGAUAACUACGAUGAGACCCUUUCCACCCUGAGAUACGCGGACAGGGCCAAGAACAUCGUCAACCACGCCGUGGUCAACGAGGACCCCAACGCUCGCAUCAUCCGGGAGCUCCGGGAGGAGGUGGAGAAGCUGAGGGAGCAGCUCACGAAAGCUGAGGCUAUGAAAUCACCCGAAUUAAAAGAACGAUUGGAGGAAUCUGAGAAGUUGAUUCAGGAGAUGACUGUGACCUGGGAAGAAAAAUUACGAAAAACUGAGGAGAUAGCUCAGGAGCGUCAGAAACAGCUGGAAAGCCUUGGCAUAUCCCUUCAGUCUUCUGGAAUAAAAGUUGGGGAUAAUAAGUGCUUCCUGGUCAAUUUGAAUGCAGAUCCAGCUCUCAAUGAACUUCUGGUGUACUAUUUAAAGGAGCACACGUUAAUAGGCUCAGACAACUCCCAAGAUAUCCAGCUGUGUGGAAUGGGAAUUCUUCCUGAGCACUGCAUCAUAGACAUCACCCCAGAAGGCCAGGUUAUGUUAACUCCUCAAAAAAAUACCAGGACAUUUGUAAAUGGUUCUGCUGUCGUGUGUCCAAUCCAGCUCCAUCAUGGAGACAGGAUCCUGUGGGGAAACAACCACUUCUUCAGGCUGAAUUUGCCAAAGAAGAAAAAGAAGGCAGAUCAUGAGGAUGAGGAGCGGGACAACUCCAUGAAGUGCAGUAACAGUGUGGAGCAGCUGGAUGUAGAUGGAGACAAUUCCAGUGAAGUGUCCAGUGAGAUCAACUUCAGCUAUGAAUAUGCCCAGAUGGAAGUCACUAUGAAGGCCCUGGGUAGUAAUGACCCGAUGCAGUCGAUCCUGCAGAGCCUGGAGCAGCAGCACGAGGAGGAGAAGAGAUCUGCCCUGGAGAGGCAGAGGCUGAUGUACGAGCACGAGCUGGAGCAGCUCCGCAGGCGGCUGUCGCCGGAGAAGCAGCAUUUCCGCAGCAUGGACCGGUUCUCCUUCCACUCUCCCAGCGCCCAGCAGCGCCUGAGGCAGUGGGCCGAGGAGAGAGAAGAAAUGUUGACCCACAGCCUGAGGAAGCUGCGAGAGCAGAUUGUUAAAGCCAAUUUGUACGUGAGAGAAGCCAAUUUUAUCGGAGAGGAGCUGGACAAGAGGACAGAGUACAAAGUGACCCUCCAGAUCCCAGCUUCAAGCCUUAAUGCCAACAGUAAGAGAGGUGCAAUUCUCAGCGAGCCUGCUAUCCAGGUGAGAAGGAAGGGGAAAGGCAAACAGAUUUGGUCACUGGAGAAGCUGGAGAAUCGAUUGGUGGAUAUGAGGGAUCUUUACCAGGAGUGGAAAGACUGUGAGGAAGACAACCCAGUGAUGAGAUCUUACUUCAGGAGAGCUGACCCGUUCUACGACGAGCAGGAAAACCACAGCCUUAUUGGAGUAGCCAAUGUUUUCCUUGAGUGCCUGUUCUAUGAUGUGAAGCUACAAUAUGCAGUUCCAAUCAUCAAUCAGAAGGGAGAGGUGUCAGGUCGUCUCCAUGUUGAAGUUGUUCGAGUGAGUGGAGAGAUCGACGACAGGCUGGUGGGAGGUGAGGACAGUCCUGACUGUUCCAGUGAAAACGAUGUUCAGGAGAGAAAACUUGUCUGCAGGAUUAAAAUACUUCAAGCUACAGGUUUGCCACAGCACCUCUCCAACUUUGUGUUCUGCAAAUACACAUUCUGGGAUCAACUGGAGCCUGUCAGUGUUGCACCUGAGGUGGAUCCUUCCCAAUCUUCCAUCAGCAAGGAGCCACGGUGCAUGGUGGUCUUUGAUCACUGCAAUGAAGUUUCUGUCAAUAUUUCUGAAGACUUCAUGGAACACCUCUAUGAUGGUGCUUUGGCCAUUGAGGUUUAUGGGCACAAGCAGAGUGGUGACCGCAAAAAUCCAGCCCUGUGGGAUUUGGGAAUAAUUCAGGCCAAAACACGCAGCCUUCGUGACAGGUGGAGUGAAGUGACCCGCAAAGUAGAACUGUGGGUUCAAAUUCUGGAGCUGAAUGAGAAUGGGGAGUAUUGCCCAGUGGAGGUGACUCCUGCCAAGGAUGUCAGCACAGGAGGCAUCUUCCAGCUCAGGCAGGGACAAUCUCGACGGAUUCAGGUCGAAGUGAGAUCUGUGCAGGAAUCUGGGACCUUACCACUGAUGGAGGAAUCCAUAUUGUCUGUUGGCAUUGGCUGUGUUCAAAUAAAACAUGUCAAGUCACAAAAUUAUCAGGAAGAAGAAGAUGAAAUGGACAGUUAUCAGGACAGGGACUUGGAGAGGCUCCGUCGGAAAUGGCUCUGUGCCUUAACCAAGCGUCAGGAGUACCUGGAUCAGCAGCUGCAGAAACUUGUUGGGAAGCCUGAUAAAACAGAAGAUGAUGCAGAUCGGGAGGCUCAGCUCUUGGAGAUGAGGUUGACCCUCACAGAGGAAAGGAAUGCUGUGAUGGUCCCUUCUGCUGGCAGUGGGAUCCCUGGAGCUCCAGCAGAGUGGACUCCUGUGGCUGGUAUGGAAACUCACAUUCCUGUUAUAUUCCUUGAUUUGAAUGCUGAUGACUUCAGCUCCCAGGACAACCUGGAUGACCCAGAAGCUGGAGGGUGGGAUGCUACUCUUGUUGCAGAAGAGGAGGAGGAAUUCUUUGAGCUGCAGAUUGUGAAGCAUCAUGACAGUGAGGUGAAAGCAGAAGCCUCCUGGGAUUCCACAGUCCACGACUGUAUCCAGCUCAGCAAGGGAACGGCAGCGGAUGAGAGGGUUUAUCUGAUUGUCAGAGCCACUGUCCAGCUCAGCCACCCUGCAGAGAUGCAGCUGGUGCUGCGCAAGCGCAUUUGUGUCAACGUCUAUGGCAGACAGGGCUUUGCACAGAGUUUCCUCCGAAGGAUGUCCCCCCGAAGCUCCAUUCCUGGCUGUGGUGUCACUUUUGAGAUAGUCUCAAACAUUCCAGAGGAUGCUCAGGGAGCUGAAGAGAGGGAGGCACUGGCCAGGAUGGCAGCAAACGUGGAAGAUGCAGCCUCAGCCGACUCUGAGGCCUAUAUUGAGAAGUACCUGCGGAGCGUGCUGGCCGUGGAGAACAUCCUCACCCUGGAUCGGCUGCGCCAGGAAGUUGCUGUGAAAGAGCAGCUAAUGGGAAAAGGAAAACUCUACCGUAGGAGCCUGAGCUCUCCCAACGUGAACAGGCUCUCUGCAAGCCGCCAAGAUUUAGCACCCCCUUACAACCUGAGCAGUAACCGGGGUCGAUGGGAGAGUCAGCAAGAUGUGUCCCAAGGUGCCACAAAUUCCAGUAGAGGCAUUAGUCCAUCUCGCACCUCCCUGCCGGGCUCUGGGCAGCAAAACCACUCUCCUGAUCCAGGUAUUGGUAGCCUGGCUGCUUCCUACCUGAAUCCUGUCAAGUCCUUCGUGCCUCAGAUGCCAAAGCUGCUGAAGUCUCUCUUUCCUGUUAGAGAUGAAAAAAAGGGCAGGCAAACCUCUCCCCUUGCCCAGCAGGCUGUCCCAAGAAUUAUGGUUCAGUCAGCCAGUGUGGAUACCAGUGCUGCCAGGAUAAGACAGAUGAACCAAGAGGAAGCAGGGAAACAGCCAUUCCAAACCACGGUGCAGGCGCCCGAGGUGGACAAGAGCCCGGAAAAGACACCCCAAGUGCCUUUGCAGCAGCCCCCGGGAGAUUCCCAAGCCCAGGACUCCCAGGAGGGGCCUCCAAGCCCUCUGAGUGAAGCCUCCAGUGGGUACUUCUCCCACAGUGUGUCCACAGCCACCCUCUCGGAGGCCCUCGCAGCGGGAAGCGACGCUGGGGCUCAGCCAGGGGGUCAAAUCCCUGCAGGGAGUGACUUCCCAGCUCCCGUGGUGGCUCAGGUCUCCUCUGACAUUCCAGGACACUCGGACGGUGCUUCCGAGAGCUGUUUUGGUACAAAGAGGGAGAGCCCACCCGCCUUCAGCCUUCAAAGCGCUCACCCAAGACCCAGAGACGGCCCUGAGGUGAAUGGAAACGGUUUGAAAUCAAAACCUUGCACAUCUCCCGGGACUCCGAGCGAGCAGGGACACGAUGCCUCUGUGGCCACUGAUGCAAAACCCUUUCUCUCUACCUCCACUCCAAAGAAGGAGUCGUUGUCCAAACAAUCAGCGGAGUCAGCAGGACAAGCUAGGAAAAAAGAAGGGGCUUCUGGGGCUUCGGAAGGUUGGGGGUUUCCCAAGCCACAGGUUCAUCCUGACCAGUUGUCCCAACCUGGCACUGCAACCUCCCCCUUCAAAAUCCAGAAAGUCAAGACGUCGGAGCUGAAGUCCUUCACAAGCAUGUUGGGGUCAGAUCCCACAUGUUCCCUAAACACAGAAGAGCAGCGAGAAGGAGGGAAGAGCGCGGCCGCUUCCCGUGGGCUGAACCACAACGGAUCAGAGACGGAAGAGGAAAAGCUGGAGGUGAUUUCCGACUCCGAAGACGCCAAUGAAAUUCCCGAGUGGCUGAAAGAGGGAGAAUAUGUCACAGUUGGCACCAAUAAGACAGGCAUUGUUAGAUAUGUCGGGCCCACAGACUUCCAGGAGGGAACGUGGGUUGGUGUCGAACUGGAUUUGCCUUCAGGGAAGAACGACGGCUCCAUCGGAGGGAAGCAGUACUUCAGGUGCAACCCAGGGUACGGAUUGCUGGUGAAACCGGGCAGAGUCAGAAGGGCCACGGGCCCGACGCGCCGGCGGACUAGCGGCUAUGUGGCUGCAGAGGACGCCGCUCGGGAGUACAGGCGGAGCGGCAACUUCUCCGGCUCAGCCUCCAACCUGGCCUCCCUCACAGCCCUGGCCAAGGCAGAGGGAGGAUCCACUCUACGGCUGGAGAAGAGCCAGAAGAACGCGGAGAACAGGAAAUCCUGGGCAAACUGAGGCAGCCCAACCCAGCGCGGCGAAGGCCGCGGGGUGCGGCCGGCGGAGCCGACGGCUCCGGGAAGAGAAAACCGACCUACCCGAACUCCCAGUUGAUGGCAAACACUAAUGAAGGGUUUCUUCUCUCUGCUUUGGGUGAUUGACACGAUAAUUCCUUGCCUUGUCAUGGUGCUGGAUCUCCAUCCCUCGUUUCCUGUUACAAAUCGUGGCGCUCCGGGGGGUGACCGAUGACGGCCGGUGACGGCGCGUGGCGGUGGGUGGGUGUGACCUCCCUGUCUUCCAACUUCCAGAGGUAAAUUGUUCAGGUCGUGGCGUGGCUUCCCAGCAGCUACAAAACACCCCCCUCGGUGUACAGGGCGAUUCCAAAAAGCCUCCCCAGAACAACAGUUCCUUUCCAGUUCCGUAGGAGCUGCGUCUCUGUGGCGGAAUCCACAGUGGAAGGGCGAAGUUGGGAUGAUUCCAGACAGGCAGGGAAGUGAACAGAGAACUUUUUGGGAAAUAAAGAGCCCUCAGACCCCUUAUAUUUAAAAAAGCCCAUGGGUUUUGUGAGUGGAACCAGUGCCUGUGUGGGUUACUGUCCCAUUGUCCCACUCUCCUGUGGAAAUCGGCACAGUCUUUCCGCCUGGUUUGGUGGGAAUGGGAGAAGACCCAUGACGUGCUCUGUAAUAUUUUUGAUCCAUUUAAUGUGCACUCUCACCGUGCCAGGAUCCCCUCUCACUUUCCCUAGAGUGGCAGGACCCUCCCCUUGGUUCUUCCCAGUGGGCCAAGAGGAUUUUUGCAGAGAUAUCAGCACUCAAGUGCUUCCAUGUUCCCACCCAACCUUUGGAGACCCUUGAAAUUUUACCAGUCAAGCAAAGCAGGGGAUCUCUGUCCUCAUAAUGGGAUUAAUCCAGUCUAUUUAUUUUUAUUUAUUCUUUUAAAACACAAAAUGUUUGCGCUUUACAAUCAUCCGCAGAGGAACCUCUCCCAGCACCAUCCCGAGCGCCGGUCCAAAGAGGAGGUGCCUCCGUCGCCAGCUCAUCCCCAAAACCCAGCUCCCUCUUUAAAGUGGGAGUUUUUAUAAAAACUUGAUUUUAUUUGUGGUAACUGUGGCUGGUUUUUAACUGCCUGUGGCACAGGUGACGUCCGUAGGUGUGUCCAUACCUGUGCACAGAUCAACCUGCACACACUGAUUUUCCAACAGAUCAUGGAAAAGCCACAGAUUUUACUAUUCUGAGCUGUUUGUGUCUUGUUUAGUCAUCCUGGGGGGACUGGAGAGCUUGAGCAAUAGAUGUUUUAGCUGUGUGGGGACUAUUUAGGACGUUAAAUCAAUGAUUAAACUCUAAUGUCGAUCCAACCGCUGCCCGUGGGUAUCCAAGUGCCUUAAACCAUCUGGUUCCGAGGUCCAAGGGAAAGCUACAUUGUCAUCAGAGGAGAUAGGGAUGCUCAGAGAAGGAGCUAAUUAUGCUGAUUUACUGUAAUUAAUAUCAUUUAUGCAGAAGGAAUAAAAUUAAAAUAGAAGCUAAUCUGUAGCUGAAAUAAGUGAGCUGGGUUCCGAUGCAGCCUGCAUAGGACUUCCAGGGAUUUGUGUAUCCUUCCAGCUUGGUGUAACUACUUUUCAGUGUUUCCUAAAUCUUCCUCAAGAAAUCUUAAUAUAAAAUGUACAGAGCAGCUUUUAAAGAUAUUUUUUAGUGUACAGUUUUUCCCUCCUUUUCCUUUGCACGAAGCUCCUGUGCAUCCAAGCCACGAACGGCAGGAAUUUGGGAGUAAAGAAUUCAGAUGCUAAAAUCCCGGGUUUUAAAAUUAAAACUGGUUUUAUAGAUGCAA
This is a messenger RNA of Manacus vitellinus (golden-collared manakin), 7698 nucleotides long. RefSeq names its product kinesin family member 13B (gene KIF13B). Gene Ontology annotation, cellular component: adherens junction. Gene Ontology annotation, biological process: microtubule-based movement; regulation of protein localization. NCBI's taxonomy places the organism in Eukaryota, Metazoa, Chordata, Aves, Passeriformes, Pipridae. Gene Ontology annotation, molecular function: microtubule motor activity; cell adhesion molecule binding; microtubule binding. The record is from RefSeq and is a predicted model, not a curated record.